AUGGUUAAAGGAUUAAAGAAGAACUCACUAAAAAAGCCUUUACUGGAUUCUUUAAAUGGGUCUUUUACUAUACCGUAUGAAACGCGAAAACAGCUACGCCUGCCAAACAUAUUACACCUGAAAACAAAGCACUGGUCAAAUAUCCAUCAUGUUAUUGCCGAUUUUUUUGACAACGCAAACAAUUGGGAUUCACAUCCAAACUCUUUUUAUACUAUAUUAUUAAACACCCUUCAAAAAAUUAGUCUCUCCAAAGAAUGUCCCCCUGCUCUUACUUCAUAUGCUCAAGCUACUCUUGAAAGAUACAACAACUCCGCCAUCAAAAAAGACUUUUUUAAUGACUAUAUUAAGCAAGAAAGACUGGCAACUUUGAAAAAAGAAGAAGAAUAUGCAAUACAAGAGGGAAAAAUUACAGGAGCCAUACUAUCAGGACAGGGUGCAAAAAGCUUUAGAAAAAAAGUGAAUGAUAUAUUCCAAGAUAAUUUUGAAGUGGAUCAAGAGCGAUUUCAAGAUGAGGAAGACACGCAAGACGAAGAAGAAGGCAGUAAUGAUAAUAUAUGUGAAUUCUUAAAGAAUUUUCAAAGCAAGUACAGAUUAAUGCGAAACGAAGAAAAAUGGGAACUAUCGGACGGGGUUUAUGUAGAGGAUGUAUUGUACAAAUUUGGGAUGCGUUGUUCGUUUGAACAUCUUUGCCACUCAUGGAUUAUUGAUCCGGACGACAAGACCUAUAGCAAAUACAAAGUCUUUUCCCCUCAACAGUUGGAGGAAAUUAAGAGCCGCAAUCCAGUAGAGAUACCGGAAAUAAGGGAUGAACUUGCGGCGUAUCUAGGCCAGUUUGAUAAAAUACAAUCAACAAUUGACUUGAGAAAGUUACUGGUAACGAGGGAAUUUUAUGAAAAUUAUGACAAUGAAAAGCAUGCAGACAUGGAUUGGAUAUGCAGAACGCUAGAUAACCUUUUACCAUUAUACGAAAAGAAGAACACAUUCAAGAAAUCAAACAAUGAAAGAUGGUAUCAGAACAGAAUUUGGACAAUGAUCGAUACCUUACUCGAAACAAUAGAAGGCAUUAGUGUUGUUCGGGGGGAAGCAUGCUCUGCUUCAAGUAGCAAAAGGAAGAACCAAGAACGUUUGCCGGCAUCGGUGGAGAAACUCGAGAACAAGAAGAUGGGUCGUCGACAAGACCUGAUUAUUACAAACAACGAGAUUAUUGAAAUGGGUGUCGGGGAAGAAAAAUCUGCUGACAAUAACACGAACAUGAUCCUGGAAAGAGGGUUGAAAUGUCCAAAGGCUAUGAAAGAUACCUUACUGCAACUAUAUGAAGUAAUCAAAUACAACAAAGAUUUGAUAAGUUCCCUGAACGUUGUUGGUCUUACAACCUUUGGACUUGAGCUAUACAUUGACAUCAUGGACAAUCCUGUCAACUAUACCUGCCGAAUAACCAGAUCUGAAAAACUCACCAUCCCUCAUAAUAUUGAAGAGCUACCUGAAAAGACUUUGCCAUUAUUGUCUGCAUUGUUAAGUUUGAGAUUACUUGUAUCGAAGAAUUCGUUGUUGUUGAAAACACGCCAAGAUACUAAGCAAGAGUUGAAGUCAUCCUUGAAGAGAGCAUUUAGUAAUGCUGAAGACAGGAAUAUCAUAUCAAAAAUUAGCUGUGCAUUAACACCUGAAGAGCAAGGUCGCUUUAAAUCACCUGGAAAAAAGGCGAAAAGAAAUAUAUCUUGA
Messenger RNA from Phycomyces blakesleeanus NRRL 1555(-), 1719 nucleotides. RefSeq lists its product as hypothetical. Bases 1 to 1719 code for a protein of 572 amino acids. The transcript is spliced from 5 exons. The record is from RefSeq and is a predicted model, not a curated record. NCBI's taxonomy places the organism in Eukaryota, Fungi, Mucoromycota, Mucoromycetes, Mucorales, Phycomycetaceae.